Messenger RNA from Pseudoliparis swirei, 1891 nucleotides. RefSeq names its product pyridine nucleotide-disulphide oxidoreductase domain 1 (gene pyroxd1). The transcript is spliced from 13 exons. Gene Ontology annotation, molecular function: oxidoreductase activity; flavin adenine dinucleotide binding. Lineage: Eukaryota; Metazoa; Chordata; Actinopteri; Perciformes; Liparidae. Bases 221 to 1726 code for a protein of 501 amino acids. The record is from RefSeq and is a predicted model, not a curated record.
UGCUCUGUUGUCAUGUGCGAAGGGAAAUUGUGAUCAUCUUUCUAUCACGGGAAUUUCUUCGAGCAUUUAAAGACUUACAAUCUAUCAUUUUGGUCUUAAAUGUUUCUCAACGUGUCCAUGCAGAGUGAAACAUGUAUAUUUAACCACCAUUUUGUCUAAAAAUGCAAAGAGAGCUCGUGUUAGCUUGAUAUCGUUAGCAUUGCAAUUGUGUAUCUAAAGAAUGGCAGCUAGAAAAGAGAAGACCUUUAGGUUUGUGAUCGUAGGAGGUGGCAUCGCGGGGGUGACAUGUGUUGAGCAGCUGUCAUCCCAGAUUCCGUCAGCUGACGUGGCUCUGAUUACAGCAGGUCUCCAUAUCAAGGCAGUGACCAACUAUAAACAGGUGUCCAAGACUCUGGAGGAGUUUGAUGUUGAGGAGCAACCAUCCAGUGUUUUGGCGGAGAAGUUUCCCGACCUUACUAUCAUCCACUCUGCUGUGAAAUCACUUUGCACACAAUCACAUUCUGUGGAAACCGCAGACGGCCGGGUUUUUGGUUAUGAGAAGCUGUGUAUCUGCGGCGGGGGCAGACCCAAGCUCCUAAACUGGGACAGCCCUCAUGUCCUGGGGAUACGGGACACAGACAGCGCCCAGGAUCUCCAGAAGAAGUUAUCCAGAGCAAAGAGAAUUGUUGUUGUUGGCAACGGUGGGAUUGCCCUGGAAUUAGUGUAUGAAGUGGAGGGCUGCGAGGUGAUCUGGGCUGUGAAGGACAAGGCCAUAGGAAACCCCUUCUUUGAUGCCGGGGCAGCACAGUUCCUCAUUCCAUCCCUGCAGGUGGACAAACCAGAACUCGCUGCUCCGUGUAAGAGAACUCGCUACACCACAGAGGAACCAGAACCAGGAGCAUCCCAGACCUUCACAGCAGAUAGGAACGCUCGAAGGCGCGGCUCUGGUCCUCCAGAGGCUGGCAGUGCCCUUGGUCCAGACUGGCACGAGGGGAUAGUUCUACGAGGAGCCGAGCAGGUCUCCCGCAGAGUUUCAGUGGAAUACCAGUGUGAGGUGGAAAAGAUCUUCACCUCCGCGGAGCUGCUCGAUUCCCCUCAGCAAACAAUCGGAGCGGAGAACGAAGGAUCCUGGCCGGUUUACAUCCAGCUGACGAACGGCAAAACAUUUGGCUGUGAUUUUGUCGUCAGUGCCACCGGCGUCGUGCCAAACACGGAGCCGUUUCUCCAUGGCAACAAUUUUGCGCUGGCAGAUGAUGGCGGCCUGCAGGUAGACGACUACAUGAUGACAUCAGAGCCAGAUGUGUAUGCUGCAGGAGACGUGUGCACUGCAUGCUGGGAACACAGUGCACUGUGGCAGCAGAUGCGCUUGUGGACGCAGGCCCGUCAGAUGGGCUGGUACGCCGGCCGCUGCAUGGCGGCACACGUCUUGGCAGAACCAAUAGAAUUGGACUUCUGCUUCGAACUCUUCUCGCACAUUACCAAAUUCUUCAACUACAAGGUGGUCCUGCUGGGCAAGUUCAAUGGCCAGGGGCUGGGGCCCGACCAGGAGCUGCUGCUCCGCUGCACCAAAGGUCGGGAGUAUGUCAAGGUGGUUCUCAGUGGAGGUAGGAUGGUGGGAGCGGUGCUGAUCGGGGAAACCGACCUGGAAGAGACCUUCGAGAACCUGAUCCUCAACCAGAUGGAUCUGACCCCUUACGGAGAGGAGCUGCUCAACCCCAACAUUGAUAUCGAGGACUACUUUGACUGAGGGGUUCGAUUCAGCCACGUGUUGAGCCUGAAGAAUUUCUCAAAUGGAUGAAAUGUGUCCAAUUAUUUAUUUUGUUGGCAUUGAGAAGAAGCUGUCUGAGGAAGUAGCAAUUAUCUUGGUUCUUAACACUUGUCAAUUAAAGAAUAUAUUUUGUCUUUCAAAUAA